This is a messenger RNA of Brassicogethes aeneus, 1778 nucleotides long. NCBI's taxonomy places the organism in Eukaryota, Metazoa, Arthropoda, Insecta, Coleoptera, Nitidulidae. The record is from the annotation of a GenBank genome assembly.
GCCAAUUGGCAACACUGUGCACCCUUCGUGGUUUUUUAUGGUUAUGUGUAAAAUAUACAAAAUCUUUGGUUAUAAGCUAAAAAUGAAAUUCCUAGCGAGAAACCCGAUAAACGCGGAAAUCCACGCUAUAAUUUAAAUGCACUGUUCCGAACGUAAUCAAUGACGUAACCGUAUAUAAGCAAAUAACCUCGUUGCGCUUAUAUCAUUAAAAGCGUUCAAGUUCGUGGAGAAAGUAGCGUAAAAUGCAACGUCUAUUGUCUGUGAUAUUAUUUAGACUAAUUGUGGAGUAAAUGCGAAUAUGUCGCUUAAAAGUGCAGCUGUUUUGACCGUUAGUGAUCUCUAUUUACAGGGGAAGCAGGAACAAAGUUUUAACUUGAUUUUAGAGGAUUUGAAUGGUUUGGAUUAUGAGGUUGAAAAGUACGUUUGCGUGUGCGAAAAUAAGGAAAAUUUAGCACAGGAAAUUCAGUUACUUUCUCAAACUACAGACAUAAUAAUUGUGAUUGGUUUAUUGGAGACUGGUUGUAUUUAUAAAGGGGUUGCUUUAGCUUUAUCACAGGAGUUAGGUGAGAAUGAUAAGUUAAUAAAUAUUAUUGAUCGGUUAAAGGGAAGCCAUAAAAAAGAGGAAGUGAGUUUACCCUUGUUUGCAAGAUUAUUAACUUCCGAAAAUGCCUCAUUUCCUGUUAUAGAAGUUAGCCGAAUUUAUGUACUUAAUGUUAAUUGUUUUGAAGAGCUUUAUUUCAACAUUUUGAAGAGUUAUUUAGUGCAAUACAAAAGAAAACCGACAUUUACCAAAGCCAUAUACAUACAGUUAAAUGGAAAUACAAAACAAAACGUUUUAAAACACAAAGGCUGUAGCACAGAAAUAACUUUUUCAGAAGACAAUUCAAGAUUAGUUUGCACAGCAACAUCUAAUAAUUUUAGCGAUAUUGUUGAGUUUGAGCAGAAAUUAAGAAAUUCCCCAAAUAUUCCCUAUUUGGGGUCAUGUGAUUCCAGUUGUGAAAAUCCCUUAGAUUAUUUAAACACCAAAGAAAAUGUUCAACAAACAUUGCAGUACAUAGAAGAAAGCCUGACAACUUACGGCACGGAAAACAUAUUUCUUAGUUUCAACGGCGGAAAAGAUUGCACCGUCUUAUUGCACCUCUUUGUAAACCUGCUGAAAUUAAAGUUUCCCCAUUACGAUCAGAAAAUUUUCUGCCUUUAUGUUAGGAGCGAGAAUGCUUUCCCAGAGCAGGACGUUUUUAUAAGGGAGUGCGGGGUUUUUUACAAUUUGGAAGUUCUAACGAUUGUCGGGUCAAUUAAGGAUGCAUUGCAUCAAGUUUUGGAAGACAGGCCUAAUUUUAAGGCAUGCCUUAUGGGAACCAGGCGGACGGAUCCCUAUUCCAGCAAUCUCAGCGUUUUUCAGAUGACAGAUGUGAAUUGGCCGCAAAUAAUGAGAGUGAGUCCAAUUUUGGACUGGCACUAUUCAGAGAUUUGGGACUAUCUCCUAUAUUACAAAGUCCCUUAUUGUAAAUUAUACGAUUUGGGAUACACAUCUCUGGGAAAUUCCUUAAAUACAAUAAAAAAUCCUUGUUUAAAAUAUACACAAUGUUCCACAAGCAAAGAAAACUAUUUACCAGCCUACAGAAUGUUAAAUGAGGUAAAAGAAAGAAGUGGUAGAAAUAUACAACAUAUACAAAAGUAAAUAGAAUUUAUUUAAACAUUAUUUAUUGUAAAAAAUCCGUACUUAUAUUAAAAUUUUUGACCUGUUUUUAAUUGUUUUAAUAAAUAUUUAAAUUAUA